Sinocyclocheilus anshuiensis is the source of this 1125-nucleotide messenger RNA. Its product is annotated as EF-hand domain-containing family member B-like. Lineage: Eukaryota; Metazoa; Chordata; Actinopteri; Cypriniformes; Cyprinidae. The transcript is spliced from 11 exons. Bases 1 to 1125 code for a protein of 374 amino acids. The record is from RefSeq and is a predicted model, not a curated record.
AUGAAGCUGGAGCUGCCUGUUAGCUUGUGGACAGAGACUUGCGUCAUUAUCAAGCUGACGCCGCAUUUCCUCAGCGCGUUGUCAGGUAACGGAAGGCAUGAGUCUCAUUCAUCGCGGAAUUCAUCCACCUUGAGACGCAGAGACACGUUUCCAAACAUUCGCGCGGCAGGAAAGCUCAUUCCAGUUGGUGACACAACUAAGACUUGUCUGCAAGAAAUUACACCAGGAACUGUAACUCCACCUGUGGUGAAAAAGUUUGUAAAUUCUGCUCAGCCACCCGUUGGGACAGUUCGGGUCUACCAUGGAAAAGCAAACGAUCCUGAUAUUGCCAGCACACUAGUCCAUGGUGUGAACACUAAAUCAUCCAUUAAUGCUGGAUCAGUGAUCAAUCCUGCACCAAAAACACACUUCCAAGAGAGGCUGUGUCAUUUUCAUGAAUUCAGUUAUGCCAACUAUCAGAAAGCUCCUCUUGGGAGGUCAGGAGUUCAAGGCUCUGGUUUACCAAGCUGGCUCGAUGCUGAGAAAUCCACUUUUGGUGUUACAACGCUCCAGUUAUCUAACGGCGGUGAGGUCAUCAAUCCACCCAAAACCACACAUCAGGUGAAGAAGGAAGCGGAUGAGGGACACCAGCUCUACAUUCGCUCACACGGAUCCUAUUUUGUAGGAGAGCGUGUGGACAGAAAAUACAAUUGCAAUCCCUAUAGGAGAGAUAGUAGGUUUGGUGUUCCAACGCCUCAUUACAAUGAUGGGAGAACCAUCUCCAGAUCUCUGCGGUGGCCCUGUGACUCACUAAUGCACAACAGCACAAAAUUAGUUUCCAAACGCUGCGACGACUUCAGAGAGAAGACUCAGCCGCAAACAGGCAAAGUUCAUGAUCCAAUUGCAGAGACAUUAAACAUUCCCAGUGAUCACACAUUGAUGAAACCUGACAGCUUUGGUGUGGGUGACCUGCUCCAUCAAACUCCACCUGGCGAGUACCUGAAAGGUAAAGACAGACAGCGAGCCGUGGUCAGUGCCAUUCGCCAGCACCUCAAAAAGUCCAACAACCAGAACUUCAGCUCAUUACUGGAAGCAUUCAAAUACUACGACAAGGUCAGCGGCUGUUCUCAUUGCAUAAUUGCUUAA